Suillus subaureus is the source of this 1512-nucleotide messenger RNA. Its product is annotated as carbohydrate esterase family 9 protein. Gene Ontology annotation, molecular function: N-acetylglucosamine-6-phosphate deacetylase activity. The coding region runs from base 1 to 1512 and encodes 503 amino acids. The record is from RefSeq and is a predicted model, not a curated record. Gene Ontology annotation, biological process: N-acetylglucosamine catabolic process. The transcript has 11 exons. Lineage: Eukaryota; Fungi; Basidiomycota; Agaricomycetes; Boletales; Suillaceae.
AUGGCAGCGACAACAUCGAAUGACCUUAUCUGCUUCACAAAUUGCUUCCUCCCGCAGGAAGACGGUGGUUUAAUUGAAAAGGAUUUGUGGAUUGAUGAGCGGCGUGGUGUCAUACUAGAUGCGCAGCGAACCUUCUUCCUGCGCAAGGAGCGUCCGAAUACGAUUAUUGAUCUUGGGGGAAACAUCUUAAGUCCAGGCUUUAUUGACAUUCAGAUCAAUGGAGGCUUUGGUUUUGACUUCUCUGUCUACGAAGGCGACGACCAAACUUAUCGAGAUGGGUUGAAGUUGGUCGCAGAGAAAAUUGUUGAGACGGGUGUGACUUCCUUGGUCCCCACGAUUAUCACUCAAGAAAAGGCCUUUUACCCCAAGCUUCUUAACCUGCUUCGUCCAUGGUCACCUCCACACGCAGCACACCUCCUCGGGUGGCAUGCUGAGGGGCCGUUCCUACAGAUGUCCAAACGAGGUGCCCAUUCGCCCGCGUUAAUCAUACCUGCCUCAGAAGGCUUCAAGACUUUCGAGUCUAUUUACAGUCCAGAGAACCUAGCAGAAGCGGAAGACUGGCUCAUGUCGGGUGACACCCUCUACGACACUGUGGGUGUGCGCAUUAUAACAGCUGCGCCUGAGGUCGAGGGCGUUAUGGAGGCUAUUAACGAAGCCAGCAAGCGUGGAAUCUGUUUCAAUAUUGGACACAGCAUGGCUACGACGGAUAUUGCAACUGCAGCAGUACGGAAUGGUGCGAGAUGCAUCACACAUCUCUUCAACGCAAUGCCACAGCUUCACCAUCGCGACCCGUCUAUCAUUGGUUUACUUGGAGCUUCUCCUUAUCUAUCUCCUUCGUCUUCAGCUUUUUUGCCAUUUCCUUCCGCUAUCAUCAGUGCCCUCAAUGCCUCGAUAUCUUCGCUUCCAAUCACCAAGGACCCAUUAAUCGAUCAUAUAUCGGAAGCAUUUGAUGAGAUUAAGACACCCCCUCAGACACCCAUGCUCCUUGCGGAACAAGCUCACAAGAAAUUUCUCCUUCCCACAGGCAAUGAGCCAAAGAAAGAUUUGACGACUAUACUGUUCGAUCGACCAUUCUAUGAGAUUAUCGUGGAUGGGAUUCAUUCUCAUCCCAACUCCGUGAGACUGGCAUACAGUGCUCAUCCAGACGGGUGCAUCUUGAUUACCGAUGCCAUGAAGAUCUUGGACCCGCACCUCAAGGAUGGUGUUCACGACUGGCGCGAUGGCCGUCGAUUUUACAAGGAGGGCGAUAAGCUUUACAUAGAGGGUACCACCACCCUUGCCGGAAGCGUGGUCACCCUCGACAAAUGCGUACGGAACUUCGUGCGCUACACGGGCUGCUCCAUUGGUCAAGCCAUCGUAUGUGCAACUUACAAUCCUGCAAGGUGCCUUAACAUUGAGAACAAGAAGGGUACGCUGCGCGCCGGUGCAGACGCAGACUUGGUGGUACUUGACCAUCAAGGUGACAUAUUAAGCACCUGGGUGAAGGGCAAGAUGGUGUGGGCAAGGAAGUAG